Messenger RNA from Pectinophora gossypiella (pink bollworm), 1288 nucleotides. RefSeq names its product zinc finger protein 879-like. Gene Ontology annotation, biological process: regulation of transcription by RNA polymerase II. Gene Ontology annotation, cellular component: nucleus. Gene Ontology annotation, molecular function: zinc ion binding; DNA-binding transcription factor activity, RNA polymerase II-specific; RNA polymerase II transcription regulatory region sequence-specific DNA binding. NCBI's taxonomy places the organism in Eukaryota, Metazoa, Arthropoda, Insecta, Lepidoptera, Gelechiidae. Bases 150 to 1205 code for a protein of 351 amino acids. The record is from RefSeq and is a predicted model, not a curated record. The transcript has 3 exons.
GUGAGGUGAGUUUGAUUGAGUAGAAUUGUGGAUGUCAAAUUGAAAUAUCUAUUAGCUUUUUACAUCCGUAAUUUAUUUAUUUACUAAUUAUUUUUGUACAUAAAAUAAGUUUAAUUGUAGCAGAAGAUUAUAUUUCUUAAAAAAGGAAAAUGGCACCAUUAACCUGUGUUGUUUCAAAAAUAUUAUCAGGAAAAGACGAUUUUUGUCGAUUAUGUUUCAAUUCUGUCCCUGAAGGCUCCAAUCGCCUACAAGAUGAAGUCUUUCUGAGCUCGGAUGACACCGCAAAUACUGAAGAAAUUAUAAAAAUACUGAGCGAUAUUUUGGGUAAACAAUAUACUUGCAGUAUGUCUACAUAUGAUUGCAUUUGCACCAGCUGCUUAGAAACUGCAAGAAGCAGCUAUACAUUCAUAAAGAAAUGUCAACAAAACACUGAACUGUUAACCAGUGCUGUUGAUUCGCUCAAAGACUGCAUUGAAAAUACGACUACCGAUUUGAGCUCAUUUAAAUCUUUAUUUGUGUCUAUUGACACAAAAGACUUUUCAAAUAAACAGUACUAUGAUAAUCAACGGCCAGUGAAUACUUGCACUGCAGCACUUGUAAGAUUUCGUUCAUUGUCUUAUGGUAAAUAUAUACGAUGGAAAGAUUCUACUCCAGGAGUACGAAAGAGAAGACUUCACAUGUACAGUGAGGAAAUGCGAAAAAUAUGUGACAUUAUUAGAGAUAAAAACAAAACAAUGUUUAAAUGUAAAGUAUGCGAUGGAAUAUUCAAUAAAUCAUUUAAUUUCAAGAAGCAUUAUUACAGUCAACAUUCUGCAAAAUUAUUGAAAUGUGAAGAGUGUGGGAAGAGUUAUGGCUCAGAGGCUUUACUGAAACAACAUAAGUAUGAUAGCCAUGCAAGUAUUAUCUGUAGUGAAUGUGGCAAAACAUACAAAAACAGAUACUCAUUACUAUAUCACAUGCGGCAACACUCAGGAGAACAACCAUAUGAGUGCAAAUACUGUGGAAUGAAAUUCCAAUGGUCUUCACGUCGCGCAGAGCACAUCAGAAGGUUUCAUUUAGAGCCAAGUGUUGAAUGUAACAUUUGCCACAUAAAAUUCAGGGCUUUAGGGUCAUUGUAUGAACACAGGAAGAGGCAUUUUAAUCCAAAUAGCCGGCUUCAUGUCACUCAGCAAACACUUCCUGUAGCUGAGGAAGAAGAAUUGUAAUAUGGUAUGUUCCUUUAUUUGUGGGUACAAACAUACUUAUUGAUAUAUGGUUGUUGGUUGAGUCUAAUAUAAUAUUGCACAAA